CUGAAUUUGUCAUGUUUGGAUGGUUGGAGACACAUGUUAAAAAGUGGGACCUUAUUUGCAACCAUUCUCUUGAAGGUACAAAGACUUUGAUAGUCCAAUGGAAGAAAAAUUAAGUACAUUUCUUAAAAACAGUAAAUCAAUACAGGGACCCACUACAAGAUAUAUACUUAACACAACAAAGGUAACUCAGAGUGAAUUACUAAGGAAAGAGAAGAUUGGAGAAAAACAUGAUAUACAACCUAAGGUCAUAUUGCUGGUUGGAGAAACAGGAACAGGAAAGUCCACUCUUAUCAAUGCAAUGGUCAACUACAUCAUGGGUGUCAGAUGGGAACACAAGAUUUGGCUGGAGAUAGUCGAGAUAUCAGACGAAACUGAGUCACAUACAACAGCAGUGACAGUUUAUGAGGUUUUUGCACAGGACAGUCCAUUCUCUCUCACCAUUAUUGACACACCUGGAUUUGGGGACACAAAGGGCAGUGAUAAAGACAAACUCAUUGGUGAAACUUUGCAGGAGUUGUUCAGAUCUGAGGAUGGGAUUCAUGAAAUUGAUGCAGUGUGUCUUGUGCUGAAGGUAACAGAAAAUCGUGUCCAUGAGAGACAACGAUAUAUUCUGGAUGAAAUUCUGUCAUUGUUUGGCAAAGAUGUAGAAAAACAUAUUCUUAUACUCGUAACAAACUCUCAUGAUACAGUACCCAAAAAAGUCCUUAAUUUAAUAAAACAAACAAAACUUCCAUGUGCAAAGAAGAAAGAUCGACCUGUUUAUUUUAAAUUUAACAACUGUCAGAGUGAAUGUUAUGAUGAGGAAGACAGAGAGUGUUACAAAUCAUCAUGGGACCAUGGAAUUGAAAACUUCAGGCAGUUCUUUGAUUAUCUGAAUGGGCUACACCCAAAAAGUUUAGAUAUGACUAAAGGUGUGCUGAGAGCCCGAAAGCAACUGGAUGCUUGUGUCAAUAAUUUAAAGGAUCGAAUCAAGCUGGCAGAACUCAGACAAACAGAGCUUGAGCAAACACAAACAGCUCUGAGGGAAUGUGAAAAUGACAGAAAAGAACGGAAGAACUUCCAAUGUGAGGUUGAUGAACCGUACAAAGAUUUGGUGAAGAUAGUGUCACCAUGGUGGCACUUAAGCAAAACAGCGACCCGCUGCACCGAGUGUAAAGAGAACUGCCACUAUCCAGGAUGCUGGUGGGUCAAAAAUCUCUCAUGGUGUAGUGUGAUGAAAAGGAUCGAAUCAAGCUGGCAGAACUCAGACAAACAGAGCUUGAGCAAACACAAACAGCUCUGA
Messenger RNA from Triplophysa rosa, 1282 nucleotides. RefSeq lists its product as uncharacterized. The coding region runs from base 98 to 1282 and encodes 394 amino acids. The transcript has 3 exons. Lineage: Eukaryota; Metazoa; Chordata; Actinopteri; Cypriniformes; Nemacheilidae. The record is from RefSeq and is a predicted model, not a curated record. Gene Ontology annotation, molecular function: GTP binding; ATP hydrolysis activity.